AAUAGAGACUUCUUCCCCAUCCCAUUAUUACAGAAUUUUACAGGCUUUCCCAAAAUUCUUCCCCAAAAUUCCCCCAAAUGUUUCUCUCUCACUUCCACCCGCGUUUUUCCCCUAAAUUUUGAACAAAACCGCCACCAAAUUUUUGAUUUGAAUUUGGUUUCCUCUUGUUGAUUUGAAUUUCAGCUCAAAGAUCUGGGAAUCUAGGGUUACUGAAAGGGGGUAAGAAAUGCAGAGACAGACUAGACUCAUGGAGAGGAACAACUCCAUGAGAGGGAAGAGGCAAAUGGAAGGGGAAGAGGAGGACCAGCCGGAGCGGAAGCGGCCGGCUCUCGCUAGUGUAAUUGUAGAAGCUCUGAAGGUGGACAGUUUGCAGAAGCUAUGCUCGUCACUGGAGCCUAUUCUUCGAAGAGUUGUCAGUGAAGAAGUGGAACGUGCAUUGGCCAAGUUGGGCCCUCCAAGACUAAAUGGAAGGUCUUCCCCCAAACGGAUUGAAGGUUCAAAUGAUCGGAACUUGCAACUGCAGUUUAGGUCCAAUCUGGCUCUCCCCAUCUUCACAGGAGGGAAAGUUGAAGGCGAGCAGGGAGCUUCAAUUCAUGUUGUUUUAUUUGAUAUGAACACUCAGCGUGUUGUAACAUCUGGACCUGAAUCCUCUAUAAAACUAGAUAUUGUUGUGCUUGAGGGUGAUUUUAACAAUGAAGAUGAUGAAGGCUGGACUGAAGAAGAAUUUGAAAGCCAUGUGGUCAAAGAGCGUGAAGGAAAGAGACCUCUUUUGACCGGGGAAUUGCAAGUGACACUGAAGGAAGGGGUAGGGACAAUUGGGGACCUGACUUUUACAGAUAACUCAAGUUGGAUACGCAGCAGGAAGUUUAGGCUUGGAUUGAAAGUUGCUUCAGGAUUUUGUGAGGGCAUGCGCAUACGUGAAGCGAAAACAGAUGCUUUUACUGUUAAAGAUCACAGAGGGGAAUUGUACAAGAAACAUUACCCACCAGCACUAAAUGAUGACGUAUGGAGACUGGAGAAGAUCGGAAAGGAUGGGGCAUUCCAUAAGAGGCUAAACACUUCAGGAAUACACACAGUUGAACAGUUUCUUCAGCUUGUGGUCAAAGAUCCUCAAAAAUUACGGAGUAUCCUUGGAAGUGGCAUGUCAAAUAAGAUGUGGGAAGCUCUCCUAGAGCAUGCAAAGACUUGUGCCCUUAGCGGAAAGCUUUAUGUUUAUUAUCCUGAAGAUACAAGAAAUGUUGGUGUUGCUUUUAACAACAUCUAUGAGCUGAGUGGCUUGAUUGCUGGGGAACAGUAUCAUUCUGCCGAUACUCUUUCCGACAGCCAGAAGCUCUAUGUAGAUACGCUUGUGAAGAAAGCAUAUGAAAAUUGGGAUCAGGUUGUUGAGUAUGAUGGUAAAUCACUUCUGAACACCAAGCAAAAUAAGAGGUCAACUGCAGCCCGAAACGAAUUUCAAAUGGGCUCAAUCAGUUACUCCAGUUCUUCAGACCAGCAUCCGCAACUACCUCGCCUGACAAAUCCAGUUCCCUCAGAACAGACUCUUCUAUCUGAUUCAGCCCUACCGAUUGGAGGGUAUAAUGAUAAUCUGUCAACAAGGUAUAUGACCCAGCAACAAAUUGUGAAUUCAAAUUCCCGUGCCCAGUUUGAAGGCACCUCAUUUGCACUAGAUGGCCAGUUGAUCAACAGCUCUCAUCAGCCUCAAAGCAUAACAAAUGAUGCCAAUGCUGUUGGCCUGGCCCUUGGUCCUCCACAAUCAUCGACAUCAGGAUUUCAGGCUAUAAAUUCUUCUGUUCAGCCAUCUACUCUUAAUCCUUUAGAUGACUGGGGAACAAGCCGAGAAAAAGGAGUUGAUGACUUCUUCUCAGAAGAAGAUAUUCGCAUUAGAAGUCAUGAGAUGCUUGAAAAUGAGGAUAUGCAGCACUUGCUCAGAAUCUUCAGUAUGGGAGGCCAUGCCUCUAUUGAUAUGCCUGAUGAUGGAUAUGCAUACCCAUAUAUGCCAUCUCCAAUGCCCAACUUUGAUGAAGAUCGCACACGUCCUGGCAAAGCUGUUGUUGGGUGGCUGAAAAUUAAGGCAGCUAUGAGAUGGGGUUUCUUUGUCAGAAAGAAAGCAGCUGAAAGGCGGCGGGCGCAGCUUGUGGAGUUAGAUGAUGAUUAGAAGUUACUCCAAAGAUGCUAUAAUCUUCUUGCUAUGAAGUGUUUCUAUGUGGUGAUUGUUAUUCCAUGAAUCAAGUCUUCCUUUGCACUUCAAUGUUAUACUGCAAGUUAACUUUUAACUAUCAACCAGAGCCAGCCACAAGUUUGAGAUAUUGGCACUGAUUGAAAAGUGAAAACUUUAGUCUUGGUAAAUGACUGACACUUGCGGUAGAUCUGAUUGAUAGCAGGGAGUAUCUUCUUGUACAGCUGCCUGUACAGUAAGUAGUUCUUUUUUUCUUACUCAUGAAGGUUUUCUUUUUUUUCCUCA
Messenger RNA from Rosa chinensis, 2461 nucleotides. Its product is annotated as calmodulin-binding protein 60 B. The record is from RefSeq and is a predicted model, not a curated record. NCBI's taxonomy places the organism in Eukaryota, Viridiplantae, Streptophyta, Magnoliopsida, Rosales, Rosaceae. Gene Ontology annotation, cellular component: nucleus. The transcript is spliced from 9 exons. Bases 227 to 2155 code for a protein of 642 amino acids. Gene Ontology annotation, biological process: regulation of salicylic acid biosynthetic process. Gene Ontology annotation, molecular function: calmodulin binding; DNA-binding transcription factor activity; sequence-specific DNA binding.